AUGGCAAAGGUCGAAGGAGCUCCAGCACAUGGCACCGUAGCCCACUUGCUUCCUUUGACGUACAAGCGAUAUGUCUCGGAAUGGCUCGAAGAGGACACGCCGAGCUUCGACUAUGGAGGCUUCGUCGUUGGUGAAGAGCAAUCAGAAGCCAAGCUGUUAGGCAAGAGCGAGAAAAUCACCCAUUGCGCCACGGUCCGCGGGCCAGUUCGCAAUCUGCUCCUCGGCGAGCGCGUAGCGCUCAACACUCUUGCCCGUUGUUCAGGCAUCGCAACAAAGUCCAACCGCCUUCUCACUCUGCUGCGUAAAGCAGGCUACCAGAACAUCCUUGCUGGCACUCGCAAGACAACACCUGGUUUCCGAUUGGUAGAGAAGUACGGUAUGCUUGUUGGUGGCGUCGAUGCCCACAGAGUUGAUCUGUCACACAUGACGAUGUUGAAGGACAACCACAUCGUGGCCGCAGGGAGCAUCACUAAUGCAGUGCGGGCCGCGAAGUCUGCGGGUGGGUUUGCUACCAAGAUUGAAGUCGAAUGCCAGAGCUUCGAAGAAGCAGACGAAGCUAUUGCCGCUGGAGCAGACAUUGUCAUGUUGGACAACUUUACACCCGACGGUGUCAAGGCCGCGGCUGCGCAGCUGAAAGAGAAGUGGGGACGAGGCACGGGAGACAGGAAAUCGUUCCUGGUCGAGGUCAGUGGAGGCCUUACGGAACACAAUGUGGAGAAGUAUGUCUGCGCCGACAUCGACAUCGUCAGCACGAGCAGCAUACAUCAGGGUAGGUGGUCUGAACAAAGAAGCACUCGCACGGAGGCGCUUAAGAUUACAAGAGCAAGCAAAGCAAAAAGCGCCACCUCACCCGCGGGAACUGUCUCCUUCCAGAUCAACGACGAACGCUUGCUUGAGCUGUAUUACGAGUAUUUCUGGGCUCCUUUUCCAAUUGUUCUUCCACAGCACUUCUUCCAGGCAAGGAAGAAAAGCGAAAAUCAUGGAUUAGGUGAGCUAUCGCUAGUUCUGGAGUGGAUCGGGUCCCUAUAUGCUUCUUGGUGCCCAUCAGAGCCGUACUAUCUGGCGGCACUUGACGCUGUAAGCUCGCCGUCAUUACCGCGAACACCUUUCAACGUUCAGACUAUUAUGCUCUUCGCGGUCGCCCAGCAUCAUCAGGACAUGCGGUCAGAAUCUCGGAAGAUAUUAGACCUAGCCAUUCUGGUUGCGCUGGAGCUCGACAUGAAUAAACGAGACUUUGCCCGUCUGUGGGGUGAAGGAAACCCCGUCUUGGAAGAGUCUUGGAGACGAACUUGGUAUAUGCUGGUCACCAGCGACCAGCAUUUUUCGAUUGUGAUGAACACACCUGUAUAUCAACUUUGUGAUAUGCCUAGCGAUGUCUACCUGCCCUGCGACGAUGAGUUUUACGUAGCAGGAGACAUACCGACACCUGCGACUUACCAAGAGAUGCAAGAUCGGGAGUUUGCAGACAUUGAAGUUGUAUAUUCUUCUCUCGCGUAUCUACAUGAUAUGGGCAGAACCCCUCGUACCGCGCUAACGAUUCAAGUAAUGAGUUCGUUUGCCGCCAACCCACGGUUCAAUAGAGAGCUUAUCGAUAGUAUGGAUGCAAAGAUAGCUAUAUGGCAUUCUCAGCUUCCGUCCGUCAAGCGAGAUCCGAUGCGAAAGGAUGGCACAGUGGACGAGAUCAUGUUCACGGCUCACAUGAUUGGAGCGAUUGUUUUAUUGACAAUGCAUCGACCCCUGUCUUCACUAGUCUAUCACGAUGCGGAGCUCCGAACGACCGCCUUCGCAGCACCAACGCCAUUCACCAUACCCGCCGUGCCCUCAAGAAACGUGCACACUGCACGAGUACUGAGAGUGAUCGAGAUCCAGACCAAACUCCUUGCCAUCCCUUGCACUAUCGAGAAACACAGUGUCUUCGCCAUGUGCCCAAGUGCACUAAUCGCAGCCGCUCAGGUGUCAGCGUGCAACAACCUCCUCGAAGACCACGCUCUGUCCAUAGCCCGCGAUCGCAUCAAGCUAAGCAUUGGGUUUUUGAGUUCAAUGGGCUCGAUAUGGCCGUCGGGGAAGGCUAUGGCGAAGGAUGUGCGUGCAAUAGCUCGAUCGAUACUGUACAUGCCGCCGAGUGUCACGACAGUGGGGUGUGAUCCGUCAGCCGAGAUCGAGAUACCGCGGGACGAGCUGAUCUGGCCAGUCGACCCUUCAGCAGGCGUCGAUAUCUACAGCGGUAUUGUAAUGCCAGUGGACUGGGACCAGAUGACUUCUGGUUAUUCUUCGUCGGCGCCGGUAGACUUCGAUGCGGCUGUCUUCCAACCGUCUAGUCUCGAUGAUCUUGGCUUAUAG
Boeremia exigua is the source of this 2340-nucleotide messenger RNA. Its product is annotated as Quinolinate phosphoribosyl transferase. The coding region runs from base 1 to 2340 and encodes 779 amino acids. NCBI's taxonomy places the organism in Eukaryota, Fungi, Ascomycota, Dothideomycetes, Pleosporales, Didymellaceae. Gene Ontology annotation, molecular function: nicotinate-nucleotide diphosphorylase (carboxylating) activity. The transcript has 7 exons. Gene Ontology annotation, biological process: quinolinate catabolic process; NAD+ biosynthetic process. The record is from RefSeq and is a predicted model, not a curated record. Gene Ontology annotation, cellular component: cytoplasm.